CUUUCCCUUUCCCUCGUCACCAAACACCAAACCAUUCAUCUGGAAACACACUACUGUUAAUGGGAUCAGGCCUUUCACACAACCACCGGAGCAGCGUCUCGCCUCAGGCUCAGCAGCAGCCGUCGGCGGCCCGUGUCGUCGCCGCCGACGGCUCGCUGACCGAGUUCCCUGCCUCCUCCCCUGUCAGCGUCUCCGACGUUCUCGGCGACAAUGCAGGACGCCGCUUCUUCGUGUGCAGCUCCGACGCGCUCUACUUCGACGAGGAGGUGCCGGCGCUGGGCGGCGGCGAGCUGCUCCGGCCCGGCCAGAUAUACUUCGUGCUCCCCGCGGCCAUGCUCGGGCGUCCCCUGUCGAGCGCCGACAUGGCAGCCAUGGCGGUGCGGGCGAGCGAGGCCUUGGCGGCGAGAGCACGGCCGACUGGGCGCGCGCGCGGCGCCGGCGGCGCCGGCGGCGUCAGGAAGUCACGCGUCGCACCGGUGCACCACGCCGAGACGGGGCUCGGCGAUGUCGUCAACGGCGCAGUAAACGAGAAGCUGAACGAGAGGACACUCGGGGAGGACUCUUUGACAGGCUCGGGCAGUCCGACGAGAAACGGAAAGAGGUCGGCUGCGGCGGCUUCUCCGCCGGCGAAGAGGGUGCUCACGCCGCUGGGCACCAUCGAAGAGGAUGCCGAAUGAAUGACCAAAUGGCAUAAGAUCAUGGUGAAGCGAUGCUUGGGUGGUACAGUGGACCAGAAGCAUGAGAUUUGCUGAUAGGUUCUCUUUUUGUUGCUGUUUAAUUAUUUUUUUGAUCUAGUGGAGUUUGAUGGGUUGAAGAUUCGGAUGAAAUGAAAAAGAUAGAUAGAUAAAGGUGUCGUUCGAUCAAUCGGCCAUGGUGCCGCUGUACAUGUAUUUGACAAUAUAUAAAGGGGAAUGGAAUUUGAUUAAA
Lolium perenne is the source of this 927-nucleotide messenger RNA. RefSeq lists its product as uncharacterized. NCBI's taxonomy places the organism in Eukaryota, Viridiplantae, Streptophyta, Magnoliopsida, Poales, Poaceae. The record is from RefSeq and is a predicted model, not a curated record.